Messenger RNA from Mesorhabditis belari, 2436 nucleotides. The record is from the annotation of a GenBank genome assembly. Lineage: Eukaryota; Metazoa; Nematoda; Chromadorea; Rhabditida; Rhabditidae.
AUGCAAUCAAGCGGCGAAAACAGCGAUAAUGGAGAGGGAUCAUCUCAAUUUAUUCCGGAUAAUAUGCACCCAUUGGUGACUUCGCUAUUGGAAAGAAAUUACAUCGAAAGGAAUCCCGAAAAUUGUUUUGUCUAUGAUCGCGAUGAAAUGAUUCGUUUAUCAAAAGUCGAACUUUCGGUCACUCGUCCUUUACAUUUUGCGGAGGAAUUUAAUGGAGAUGACGGGAAAUUCUCACCAGCAAAAUGGAUGCAACAUUUAUGGGAUCAGCAGGACAACGAAAAUAAAAGCGCAAAGAAAAUUGGGGACACUUUGAAAGCGGAAACGAGUUAUGAGGAUGGUGCCAUUCUUUCACCACAGCGAAGAGGUUUCUCUGGUGGAUGUUGUCCGCCUGAUGAAAAAUCGGAUCGAGUAAAUUCUGAUGGAAAUCGAACAAAAACUGGGAACUCUUGGACACCAAAUGAUGGGAAAACUCGUUGGAAUGAGGAUCGAAAAGGAGCUGAUGACAAGAAGAAGAAUAAAGGUGAAGGGGAUGAUUGGAAAUUGACACGUGGAAGAAGUUGGAGGGAUUCGGACGAAAAAGGAAAACAAGACUUCAAAUUGCCAUUUCAAAAAGCCUCGGAUAAACUGAAGACGAAUGCAAAUCAAACAAGCUCUUCUUGGAAAAACUCAAAUUCGACACAGAAAGAUUUUCGACCAGCGUUUGGAAGACACAAAGACUUUCGAGGAAAUAAUGUGGGUGGAGAUGAAAGAUUGCCUGAAUGGGUUGAAGAUGGACCUUCAACAAUGGAUGAUGUUAUCGAAUUGAAAGGAUUUGAAGAUAGUGCCACAAAAAGAAAAAUUCCCAAACAAGAGAUGCCAGCUCCACUUUCUGUGAAAACGGAGCUUGAUGGACAGAAAAGUGGAGAACAAUUGGCAUUACCUGAAACAGACGCGGAAUUUGCUGCCAUUUUAGGGCUAUGUGAUGAAAUAGCUCCACAGAAAACCGAUAUCUCAGCACAGAGUGAAUCGAAUGCAACUUCUGGAAGUCGAUUGAGCCGUUUCUUCAAAAAACCAAACGUUUCUACACCAAAUGAAUCAAAUCAAGAUAUCGGUCAGAAAGAAGCACAAAAGAUGCUGGGCGAUUAUUCGGGAAACGACUCUCAAGGAACAAAACAACAACAAGAUGGACAAGAAAAAUCAAUUCUCAAAGAACUCUUCGGUAACAAACCAUCGGGAUCAAAUGAGGUUUUUGCAAGACCACAAUUAAAUGAAGGACAGGGAAUCAAGGUUUCCGAUCUUGAAAGAAAACUCCAUUCGGGUAAUGCUGAAAAGUCGAUUACAAGACCAAGUGGUGGAGAGGAUUCGUGGGCUGAGAAAGUGAGACAUCUCUCGUUAGAUAGUCAGAAUGUUUGGGGUGAAGAUAAUCAACCUAGUGGAUCUCCUCAUCAAGAUCGUGGAUCAAGAAUGACUCCACCAAAUGUGAUCCCUCCCGAGAUCCUCACCGGUCCAGUGAAAGUGAAUCAAUUACCCGGUCUUGAAUGGGAGCAUAUCCCUGUUGAGAAACGCUAUCUCAUGCAACAUAUCUAUCAGACAGCAUUGGUUGAAGCAGCAAAUAGUCGAGGUUGUGUACCACCCCCGGAAAUUGUUGAUCAAAUUCGACAAGCCUCAAUUCUUCGAGUGAUGAUGCCGAAUAUUUUCUACCGCUAUGAGGAGGCGCAAAAUUCGCACUCGUACCAUCAACGCCCACCAGAAUCUUCAAACACUUAUCCUGAAUCGAAAAUGAUUGAGAGACAAACGGAGCAAAACCACGAAUCACAGGCAACAACACUGAUUCCGGCUUCUGUGGCACGACAUAUGAAAAGUAAUGAACAAGAAGAGAAAAAUCAAAUGAUUGUCAGCCACCCCGAAGGAAAUGAACGAAAUUUUGAGAAUCCAGAGAAGCCACAAGUGUUGCCGGGUUUGAAAAUGGACAUGCAAGGUAGCUAUCAAACAGUUCUUGGGUCAAUGGGUGGUGGUUAUGCAAUGUCAACAUACCAAACAGCCACUCCAGCACAAUCACACUUUCAACCGAAUACCAUGCAACAACUACCCACUUAUCAACAACAACUUGGACAAUAUGCUGUUAUGCAACAUCAUAUGAUGAUUGCUCAAGCUCAGCAACAACAACAGCAGCAAACACAGGCAAUGUUGAUGAUGCAAGCAAGACAGCUUUUGGCUCAACAACAAUUGCAGCAACAACAGCAGCAGCAACGCAACCCGGAAAUUUCGUCGAUGGUCAAUCAACACCAAUCACGAUCAAAUGAGAACUUUGCUCCUCCACAAAAUGCGCCCAGUCAUCUGGAGAGACUGCUGGCCAAUGCAGGCAUUCAUCCGACGAAUCAAGUCAACAAGGUGCCAGCUUCGGGAGGUCGAGCGAUGACUCUUGAAGAACUUGAAAGACAACUCACACAACCCAAA